Trypanosoma brucei brucei TREU927 is the source of this 237-nucleotide messenger RNA. RefSeq lists its product as hypothetical. The record is from RefSeq and is a predicted model, not a curated record. Lineage: Eukaryota; Euglenozoa; Kinetoplastea; Trypanosomatida; Trypanosomatidae. The coding region runs from base 1 to 237 and encodes 78 amino acids. The transcript has a single exon.
AUGUGUGUUUGUGUUCUUGGCUUUUGUGUGGAUGAUUGCGUGCAUGGGUGCCUGUGGUUUCUCCUUCUGAUCAUCUUCCUUUCCUUCCCAGUCUCAUUCCUCCCCCUCACUACCAUCUUUACUGUUGUUGUAUUUUUUUUUUCUUUCUUGUACCGCCUGAAGUUUCAAGUGGGCAUGUUGGCUCGGUAUCGUCACGGCAGGUGGUGUUUCCGUUCUCCGGUGGUUGUAGGGGGAUAA